Molecule: messenger RNA, 814 nt
Organism: Drosophila santomea
Lineage: Eukaryota; Metazoa; Arthropoda; Insecta; Diptera; Drosophilidae
Product: fibrinogen-like protein 1
Exons: 2
Coding region: 83-778 (231 amino acids)
Source: RefSeq, a predicted model, not a curated record
AUCUGCUGUACUGAAUAACCAACUGAACAAAGCGCUCGACAAUAAUCGAAAUAUUGUGAAAAACUUAAAUGCUAAAUUAAAUAUGUUGAUUAGGCUCAAUACGACAGACGAUUCCAUCAGGCAACUAAACGAAGAGAAUUUACUACUAAGACAGAGAAAUCGUGAGCUUGAAGAGAUGGCAAAUGAAAAGGAAACCCAAAUGCAGGACUUUCCCAGCAGCUGUUUGGGUUUUGAGGAUGAACAAGGUAUAAGGCAAAUCAAGGUGCCUGGCGAACCCACAGAAUUUAAAGUGUUGUGCGAUUCAAAAAUUGCGGGACCCGGUUGGACAGUCGUUUUGCGCAAUCUGGGUGAUGAGAAUUUCAACCGUAACUGGACGGAAUAUGAGAAUGGAUUUGGUUACUUGGACUCCACCUUUUUUAGAGGACUAGCAGUUCUGCAUGUAUUGACUCAAUCGCAGCCCCAUGAAUUGUACAUGGUGGUUUAUUCCAAAGACGGUUCCGAGUUUUCAAAUCAUUUUGAUAAUAUUCUCGUCGGCGGCGAGUCUGAAGGGUAUAGGCUCAAAUCGAUUGGCAACCCCAAGACCGAGAACUUUAUCUUUAUUAAAAAUCAAGUUAACGCUAAGUUUUCGACUUACGAUCGGAACAAUGCCAAAACUGAAAUUAAUUAUGCUGCACAGAAACAAAGCGGAUGGUGGUACUCGACAGGCAGUCAAUUAAGACUAACAGGUUGGGAUCCGAAUGCUAAACAAAUUCUGAUGCUAAUUCGGCCAAAAAUGUAAUAUUUUCUGGAACUGACAUUGUAUGUUAAAUUAAAC